GCGGAGAGAGAGUUGUUUGUUCCAUGUUAGUAUUACAUAACCCAUCAUUUUAUAUAAAAGCAUGAUCUAAGAAGAUCAAGAUCAAGAAGAUCUUCUUAGUUCAUGUAUAAAAGAUACCAAAGCUGUGUCACUAAAUAAUGGUACUGUGUUUUGUGAGUCAAUAGCUACACUCGCAUUUUUAAUACCUAUGUCACAAACAUAACUGCAGUACUCACCCAUCUACAGGAUUCGGAUUGUACAAGCUUUUGAAUUAAUCGGCAGGUGUAUAACUACUAACUACAAAGAUGGUUGAAUAUGGUGUUCGGAUACCCUUGAAGCGUAUUGGCACUAACCUCGGAUAUCGUAGAAUAAAUUUACCUGUUCAACUUUGGAGAAGGUUGAGUAGCCAUAUGUCGCAGAACUCGGUGCCGUUUAAGGGUUUGGAACUUUCAUGUAUUUGGAGACCAGAUCCGCGUUUACUGCUGUCCCGUGAUCCCUGGGUAAAUGAGAUGCCGGAAACAACUGCUCCAUCAGUGGUGAGAGAUGUGGAACUGCAGGCAGCGGAAGAGUCAGAGGAGCAAGUUGUAGAAACGUUAUCGGAAGAGCUUGUGCCACUAACGAUGGAGGAUACCCUGUUCCCAUCACUGCAGGAUAUUUUGGUAGAGACGCCUCAGUAAUCGUUGGUGGAGUUGGAAGAAACUCGUGUACAGCCGGCUUACCUAACUGUGACGCUAUCACCUGAAUAAGGUUUUCAUUUUGACAGUAAUGAGUUUAUGUUAUAGUAUCUAAUACUUAUA
Molecule: messenger RNA, 776 nt
Organism: Myzus persicae (green peach aphid)
Lineage: Eukaryota; Metazoa; Arthropoda; Insecta; Hemiptera; Aphididae
Exons: 2
Coding region: 285-656 (123 amino acids)
Source: RefSeq, a predicted model, not a curated record